This is a messenger RNA of Podospora pseudopauciseta, 2425 nucleotides long. RefSeq lists its product as uncharacterized. Lineage: Eukaryota; Fungi; Ascomycota; Sordariomycetes; Sordariales; Podosporaceae. The transcript has 4 exons. The record is from RefSeq and is a predicted model, not a curated record. The coding region runs from base 956 to 2200 and encodes 414 amino acids.
UUCCUGCUACGAUGCAGACACAGGAAAAGGUAGCUUAUCCCACGGCACCGUGGAUCAAGCACCUGGUUUGCAUGAAAUAUGGGGUAGACAUCAAUAUUCACUAUUUGAAACACGGUCCACGAUACUGAGUGGAUGACGGAAUCAGCAACCAAUCAGCAAGGACCCCAGAUCUCAUUUGAUCGAUCAACAGCACCCCCCCACGAUCUAGACCGAGCCAUGGCGACAUGGUGAAUAAUCACACCGAGUUGCAUCCUCAUUCAUUUUACAAAAGCAAAGCGUACUUGCGCACGCGAUGCCAACCCUCAGAAGCGUUCUCUGAGAUCAACAUAUCGUGGGGGUCUCCCAUCAACAACAUGUCUGGGCGGAUGGCGACAGACCAGCAUGAUUGUUGAGAUUCACGAUGAUAUCCCCUGCGCGGUGUUGUUGUAUUAUGAUCUACCUUAUAAAUCAGCACAAAUAAACGCCGCAGAUGUCGCCAUACCGCGGGGUGCACUCCGGCUCGCCGACCGCAACGGCAAACAGCCUGUAUGAAUGGGCAACCACCAAACACGAUGCAGGCGCAGGCACAGUGCACUGCCAAGGACGCCCAAUAUGGCAGGAAACAAGACAAAUACCGACCAUCCAGCAAGCACGUUCGUCCUCGAUCCCGAAAGUAUUGAUUUUCGAGUAAUCAGAGUUGCAGCUGACGCCAUUCGUCACUCCGCAGCAACACCCAACCAUGCCACGGCCACGAUGGUGACUUAGAUGUCAACAAUAACACGAUGAUUCCUGGAUGCAGACGGCCUGUAUAAAUGCAGGUUAUCAUCCGGGUCCAUAAGCAUCCCUCAUCUGGAUCAACAGUCGAGUUCCAGGUAAGGCAGCGCAUCGCGGGUUCCUGCAUUCUGGCCACCAUCCUUCAUCUGUAUUCAUCAAUCCACCAGUAUCUUGUAGCUGUCAGUUGACGCCUUGAUACAAUAUGAAGUUCUCCCUCGGGACCGUUGCCGCGGUCGUGGGUGUUGUCAAUGCGGCUUUUCCGACGGAUAUUGUCUACUACUGGGUUGACCAGUCCGCCGUGGUAGUUAAUGCCACCGGUGGUCUUUCUUCCCCUCCCUCUGGUUGGUACACAGCCGUCGUCCAGGGUGCCGUCUACGAAGCAGCCGUGAACUCAAAGCGUGAGAGUCUCGAGUUCCAACAGCUCGCUAUCUCCCACGCCGCCCACGACGCCAUCCUCUGGGUCUACCAUGGCUCCCGCCAGUACGCCCCCGUUGACGCCGCUCUCCGCGCCGUCAUCCCCAUCAUCGGUCUCGACCCCAACUCCAGCAAGGGCAAGCAAGCCGCCAAGAUCGGCCAAGCUGCCGCCGCCAAGGUAGCAAAGGCUCGCGCCGACGACAAUCUCGUCAACUUUGUCGACUUCACCUUCGGCCCGAAGCAGCCCGGAGUCUACCAGCCCACCCCCGGCGGCGCUCCCCUCCCAGACACCCCCCAAGCCCGCUUCACCCGCCCAUUUGCCGCCCUGGGCGACAUCACCCGCUUCCGCUCCCCUCCCCCUCCCAAGACCGACUCGGCCGAAUACGAAGCCGACUUUUUGUUCGUCAAGUCCGUCGGCGCUGUCAAUUCCGCCAACCGCUCUGCCUACGAUACCGACACGGCCUACUUCUGGCGCGAGUCCUCCGUCACGGGCUGGAACCGCUUCGCCGGCGCCAUCGUCGGCUCCAAGCUCGACAAGAAACCCCUCGAGUCGGCCAAGUUCUACGCCCAGCUCAACUACGCCAUCGCCAACGCCGGCUUCGCCUCCUGGGACGUCAAGUACGCCUACCAAGGCUGGCGUCCGGUCACGGCCGUCCACUACCCUGAUGUUUGGCUCAAGUCGGGGAGGAACGAGACUGAUACCAACUGGGUUCCCCUCUUGAGACCUACUCCUUCCCACCCGGACUAUGUAUCUACCCACUCUACUUUUGGGAGCGCCGCGGCGCAUGUGAUCAAGGCGUGGAAUAAGGGGGACAGGAUCGAUGCCACGUGGAGUAGCAAUGUUACUCUAGAUAAUAGGGGUGUGAUUACAAGGCGGUACACGAGUGUGCAGUUUGCGAAUGAGGAGAACAGUAUCAGCAGGCAGUUUGGUGGUAUUCACUUCAAGUUUGCUGGCACGGAGGGUUUGAAGCUCGGUGACAAGGUUGCUGAGGCUACGCUGAAGGUGUUUGACAAGAACUGGGACAAGUUCUAAUCAUCAUGUGUGAGCAUCCAACUGAAUCAAGUGGUGUAUGGGUGAGGUAUCUCAAUUGGGAUAUCGAGGAAUGAGGUUUGCACAAACGGAUUUUCGAAGAAAAUUCAGAACGAACUCUGUUCCAUGAAUGUUAAGAUAUUGGGUUGGUAAUAGUUAAUGCAAGACGUUUCAGCCCGUACACGUGGUUGUAGUCUGAGAUCAAUGGUGUCAAAAGUAACAACCCGA